AUGUUUGACCCAAACGGAACCGGUUUCGUGAAACGCGACGAUGUGUGCAAUGCCCUUAACUGCUAUCCUAAUCAGCCCAAAUACUUAGAAGACAUUGAAGUGCUCGCCAAUGACAUGUCUCAGCGGAAACGGGAAUCUGUUAUAAAAAUUAUGUUAGGGGCCUUCUCUUCACGAAAACCAAAAAAGGACAAGCUCAAAGAAGCCAAGGAAAAGUUGGACAAGCUCUAUGGCAAAGGGUGGAACGUGUACAUAGCAGAGGGACGCUUCUGGGCCGUAUGCUCUCACAAACCUGGCUCAAAUUUAACUUUUGUGCACCACGGAGUGGUUUAUGGUGUCUUUCAAACGCCCUCGGAAAGUGACAUUGACGACGAACAACACCAUCACCACCGCCGUUGA
Molecule: messenger RNA, 396 nt
Organism: Mesocestoides corti
Lineage: Eukaryota; Metazoa; Platyhelminthes; Cestoda; Cyclophyllidea; Mesocestoididae
Source: the annotation of a GenBank genome assembly